CACACUUACAAGUAAUUAUCUCUUCGUAAAGUGUAAUGCUUUAAGCUUAUUUACGUAAUAACCAAUGGAAGGUGGCAUUAGGCAAACGUAUUACGAGAUUCUCGGUGUUGCCGUUGAUUCUUCGGCGGAGCAGAUACGACGAGCAUAUCACAAGCUUGCUAAGAUAUGGCAUCCUGACCGGUGGACGAAAGAUCCUUUUAGAUCUGGAGAAGCUAAACGAAGAUUCCAGCAGAUUCAAGAAGCUUAUUCAGUUUUGUCGGAUGAGAGGAAACGAAGCUCGUACGACGUUGGACUCUAUGAUUCUGGAGAAGAUGAGGGGUACUUCGAUUUUGUUCAAGAGAUGGUUUCACUUAUGUCUCAGACUAAAAGAGAGGAAAAGCAAUACAGCUUGGAAGAGCUACAGACAAUGGUCGAUGACAUGGUCUAUGAGUUCCAAUCAGAACCAUUGUUCCAGAACCAAUCAAUGCAAAUGAAUUUCGACUUGAACCAAACGCCUGAUUGGCAUUCACAGAUGUCUCUACCGCUUUCAAGCUUUGAGUUCUAUUCUCAAAGCAGCUACUGAACUAUAUCGAUUUUCGUGGGAAAGAAUCGAAGAAUCUGAAUCUCGCAUAUUUGGAUUUGCAUCUCUAGGAGACUCGGACUGUGACUAAUGAGGAAUCACUGACCCUGUUUUUGUUAAGCAGAUAGAAAACUCUGGCUUCCAAGUCUCAACACUUCUGUGACUUCUGGUCCAAGAAAUAGAUUCUGCUCUAGCUAUGGUUUUCACGUUUUGGAUAAAGUAGCAUUGGAUAAUUUUUGUAGGGGAACAAUGUUCGUUAAGAAGCAUCGAUUUGUAAUUGCGUUUUCGUUUUUUCUGAUGCUUGUAACGACCUUUUUUAAUAAUAUCAAAACAAUGGCAUUUGGAAUAUCUUUUUACGUUUUAUCAAAAAGGAAAAAAAGGAGGAUAUGAGUAACAAAUUUGGAUAUGGGCUAAUCUUUGUUCCGAAUUAAUUUUUGAUUUGGGCUAAAGUCCUUAUUUCAGCCCAUUGAGUCGGUCGAUGUAUAUCCCCUUUUCCAGCUUUGGAAUAGAUUUCCAACUACUUUGUCAUUUUCUUAACAGAAAUAAG
Arabidopsis thaliana (thale cress) is the source of this 1106-nucleotide messenger RNA. Its product is annotated as Chaperone DnaJ-domain superfamily protein. The record is from RefSeq and is marked reviewed. The transcript has 4 exons. Bases 65 to 562 code for a protein of 165 amino acids. Lineage: Eukaryota; Viridiplantae; Streptophyta; Magnoliopsida; Brassicales; Brassicaceae.